UGUUGAGAAAUAGAGUUUGUCCAAAUGGUGGAGGCUCGCAGCCCUCAGUGUACGAGCUCCUGCCUGCCCGAGGUCAUGCUGGCACAGCACAGUCCAGUCCCGUGAGAGCCCAUUUCUGUAUAGUCCAUUUGAAACUGGGUCAUCUGGCUUCAAUAGGGCCUUUCCAGAAGGAUGUAGAGGCUCGACAUAAAUGUAACAGCAACACCGAGAGUCAUUGAAUAGAAUCAUUACGGUUGGAAAUGAUCUUCAGGGUCAUCUGGUCCAACCAUCGCCCUACCACCAAUGUCACCCACUAAACCAUGUCCCCAGGGCAGCACGUUCAACGACACCACCACAUCCCUGGGCAACCCAUCCCAGUGCCUGACUGCUCUUUCUGAGAAGAAAUUUCUCCUCAUUUCCAACCUGAACCUCCCCUGGUGCAACUUGAGGCCAUUCCCUCUAGUCCUAUCACUGGUUAUCUGUGAGAAGAGGUCAAGCCCCAAUGCUGUGCUGAAACUUGGAAUCCCAUGCUAAUAAUGCACAUGAAGAAGCAAACUGUCCAGUGUUUGCAUUGUGAAAUACAGAAGUGUAUUUACUUAUUAAGACAUUGAAAGCCUUGGUUAAUACAAUCAUAACUAUAAAACCGGGCAGAGAGAUCAGUAAGGAUUUUAGUUACCUCAUUAUCAAGUGAGGAAAUGUUUAUGGAAACUUCUGUCACUACUACUAGCGGUUAAGCUUCUACCAGCACCAUUUGAAGUUCGGUGCCAUAGACACAAAUUUUCUUCCAUCUUCAGUCUUGUACAGGUUGAAGAUACUGUGACUUAUGUGGAACUGCAUUAGCAAAGAGUUGCUGUUUAGGUUGUAACCAUUUUCACAUGCUCAAUUAUAUUGAAAAGGUUUGGGAUGCUCAUCUGGGAAGCUAAUAGCAGAGUUGAUUUUUUUUUUUCUUUCUUGCUAGAGGACCCGUGAUGAGCUGGUACGAUCUACUAGUUUUAUAGCUUAGCCUUCACAGUUCUGAGUUUCUGACAAGUGUCCGCAGCCUCAGUGCAAAUUGUCUGUUCCUUCCAUUUUAGUGUAGUGUCAGUACUAUUCAGAGCUUGUGCUGUUGGCAUAGUAUCAACAAACACCUGCAGCCAAUUUGCAUUAGGGCUGCCAACAUCACUAGUUUGUAGCAGUUAUCUAACUGAGGAACUGGGAGACAGAUCUAAGUAAUGUUUUAGUGUCAACAUGGCUGAUGUGUGAUACCGUAAGGAAGAAACUGCAUUGCAUCCCUUAUUCUCAAACUUCUCUGACUAAAAGAUUUGUGAACCCCAAAAUGAAAGGAAAACGGAAGCAAACUGUUUUUGAAUCUUUAGCUCCCCUGGAAGAAGAAUAUUUCAGCGAAUCAACAAAAACUAAGCGACUGCCAUUCAGACCUAGUAGGGCAAAGAUAAAAUAUGCUAAUACAUACAGACUAGAGCCAUAUCAUAAAUUUCAGGAUUAUUUAGUGAGAGACAAAGCUCAAGCAAUACUAACGAAGAAACUUCAACAAGGCAAAUACGAUGCAGUUUCUAGUCCCUCCUUGUGUGCUUCAAUCUCUGAAGAGAUAUUAACAGCUACGAAGAAAAUGGGCUUUGACCGUUAUAAGUAUGUGGUAUCAGUGCUAAUUGUGGAAAAGGCAGGUCAAGCAAUACAUGUUGCCAGCAGAUGGGUCUGGGAUGUUCAAAGAGACAGUUGGGUCUCAGCUAAAUAUGAAACGGAAACGUUUAUAGCACUGGCUUUGGUAAUGGCUUGCUAUUAUGAGUAAUGCUCUAAAAAGCACACCUAUUUUUGUGCAUCACAGGACUCGGUAUAUUUGAAAAUUUUCAGAACAUCGGUCUACCAACAGCGUUUGCCCAAAACCUGGCACUGAAAUAUAGAAGCUGACAUAUAGUUGGGAUAAUUUUGCUCGCUUUUCUUUGUAAAAAUAACUUCUGAAAUGUGUGUGGUUAAGUACGUGUGGGCUUCAUCUGUCAUAAUGCUCUGAAGCAGCUGGUGUAACGCCAGACUUGGUACCAUUUUGAAUGUUGUGUGUUGCACGCCCAGAGCUGUUAACGAAUGCUUGCAAUAAAUUGUAGGUGUCUGUUUUCUUAAAAGUGUGCUUUU
Messenger RNA from Anas platyrhynchos (mallard), 2103 nucleotides. RefSeq names its product dynein light chain Tctex-type 2 (gene DYNLT2). Gene Ontology annotation, cellular component: cytoplasmic dynein complex; cytoplasm. Gene Ontology annotation, biological process: microtubule-based movement. The record is from RefSeq and is a predicted model, not a curated record. NCBI's taxonomy places the organism in Eukaryota, Metazoa, Chordata, Aves, Anseriformes, Anatidae. Gene Ontology annotation, molecular function: dynein intermediate chain binding.